CUGAUCGAUAAAUAAAAUCAUCGAAAUGGUCGAGAAACGAGACACGAGAGCGAAGUCCGUGUUUGAAGUAGACCGACAGAGGAGACAUAUGUUUAAAGAUAAACUGAUACAGCUCGCAGAAUGUGAAGAAGUUGUUUCCGAUGAAACUGUGAACGCUAUUGGUCGAGUGACCGAUGUGGUUCGCGCUGCUGAUGACAAUGCUCCCAGUAGCGAUGAGUACGACGAAGAACUCGAGGAACAGUAUCAAGAUUUGAAUCACUAUCUUCAGCUGCCGAAUGACACGUACUCUUUAACCGAAAUCAGACCGGAGCUCCCAACUUGCGUGAAAUAUGGCGUUCGCUCAGGAUUGACUCAUAUUAACAUGCCCAAAUUUUCACCGUUGUCGAAAGGUCACCAGGGUGGAGCAACGGCGAUAGCAGCGUUCGCAGCUACAACAAUCUACAAGUCUCGGUGUUGGAAUGAGGCGGUUAUCGAUCAGAUCAUCGAGGACGGGGAUACGUUUUAUUGCGAGUCGUAUAAGGACAUAAACACGGACGAUCGUCGAUUACUGUCUAUCUUGGAUUUGAAACGGACGCUGUGCGUGCAGAAUAGGCUGACGGUGAAUGUCAGUAUCGAGGAAGCUGCUUACGCCGGCACGUUCCGUUCUACGGAACCCACGGGAAUGCACCUGGUGAAAGCUUUGGACUUAUUCUUCAAACGUCACAAUGCUGGAAUUCUUUCGUCACCGGUGCUCGACGUGGCCAUUUGGAAGGACGCGAAGUAUUACAACAUAUUCGACGGUCAACCUAGACUGGAAAACUGCGAGCCAGCCGCCGACGGAAUCAGCGGCACGGCGAAGCUAUUCCUCGUUAAAGAUCUAAUAGGCGUGCUCUUCAUCAUCUUAGAAAAGAGCAAGGUGAAGAAUGAGCCAUUCGUUCUUUAUGCCAUAGCGAUCAGCGGCGUAGACCAUUACACCCAGCAAGUCGACACCGACAAACCGGAAAAGCCGGACACGAAACCGCAAAGAAGACCGAGCGGUUACAAGGUGCAAGAAACGUAUCGCGCAGUGGUUCAAGGUUCCUACCACGUGACUCAUCCGGCGAUCCCGCAACCUCUUCGUAAUCGGACCUACUUGGUGAUCGCCUUGGCGGCUCUGGUUUACUCGCGUCUGGUGAACGCCAACAAAUGGACGAGCGCAUUGAUCGACCUGAUCUUUAAUCAGUCCAACAUAUACUUCGUUGACCUGGUUCGUGUCCUCGAUAAGGACCUCAGCGACCCGGAAUUCGAGCUGCGUCUGGACGACAUCAUGGGCGACAUUAUUCUGGGCGCUUACUCCGCGAAGGUGAAGAUCCGAACGAACGUGGUUCCCGGCUACGGGCAGAAAAAGGGCAAACUCGGUAUCGACGACGGGCUGCGCGAGUUCUUCGAGACUCAGACGAACGGCCUGCUGGAGAUCAAAGGCUUCUAUUACGCUAUUUGGAAACACGACGACACUUAUUACUUCAUGGACCCCUUCGCCUGCGACGACGAGGGUUUCAGGAGCGGAACGGCUGAGCUGGAUGGGCAUAUGAAGGAAGGCGAGUCCGCCUGCGUGACGAUGAAUAGCUCUAUUAAUCAGGUGAUGGAGACCAUCAUCGAGAACACCGGUAGCAGAGACAGGGAUCCCUUCGUGAUACACGGCGUCAGGGUUCUGUAUGUGAAGACGGGAACCACUCCGGGUGGUCCACUGGAGAAGGUGAUCUAUCGGGAGAAGGGCACAAAUCGAAGACCACAACCGCCGCCGAUGCAGAUGUUCCCAGAGGAGAAGUUCGAUGCAACGAUAGACAUGAGGCCGAGAGUACGACCUUCAAUGGACAAACUGAGGGACAUGAGUGUUCAGUGUCCAGACUUGAUGAAGAAGGCCGAAUCGUUCAUGAUGACGGACGAUGAGCCGCGAACUUACACGAUCGUAGCACCCGAGCCGCCACCGGAACCGGAGGUAGUCGAUGAAGAGGAAGAGGAAGAAGAGACCGAACAUGAAGACGAAGGGUUGACGGAGGAGGAAGAAGAAAAACCCGAAGUACCUGCCGAACCUACCGAAACUGUGGAACCUGUUACGAGAAUCGUCAAAGGCUACAGAGUAAUCAAUCCUAACCGUUUGGUUGUUCAGGGUUCGAAGAACUGUUUAGACGAAGGUUUUGAUUUACCGUCCAGAGGCAAGCAAGGAUUGAUAACAGCCCUGACGGCCAUUGCUUACAGCAAACUGAAGGAGCCCACUCGAUGGAGAAACAUAGACGUCGAUCAAGUUAUCGACGUGGCUCACAAGACUUACGUCGAAGUCAUAGAUUGGAUUCGAAAAGGGCGACCCGAGGCGAGGGAAAGAGAAAUAGGCGGAGAAGGAGAAGAAGAGGAAGAGGAGGAGGAGCUGGGCGAGGGAGAAGAGGAAGAGCGAUUGCUGCCCGCACCGAGUCACUUGGAUAUUACGAUGCUGCCGGUCAGAUUGAAACUCGCCGAGAACGAUGUGUUUUUUAAGACGAAGAUGAAGAUCAUCCAAGGUGAAGCUAGUCCUCUGGCAAAUCUUGCCGAGGCUCUGGAAUGUUACUUCAAUCGAUAUCCACAGUUAGUGCUGGAGAAUAAGCGAUUGAUGUAUGGAAUCUGGAAAGAGGGCGAUCACUUCUUCCUGUUCAAUCCGUACGGUAGCGACGAGGAAGGUUGGCGUCUUCGAGAUUAUCCUGCUUCGUUUGCCGUGGUGGGGAGUCUCAACGAACUGACCGAUCUCCUUUAUGGUAUCAUGGAGUUCAACGACCCCCUGUUCACGAUUCAUUUCGUGGGACUAGACACGAUACAACCCGGUCUGUACGCGUCCGAGGACCCGGUAGAGGUUCCCGAGGACGCGAUAGAACUCUUCAAGACGAGGUUUCUGCCAAUCACGGACGACGAUUUAUCUAAGUUGGAGGCAGAAUUGCAGGAACCGGAACCUGAAGAGAUAGAGGUUAUAGAGGACAUCGUGCUAGGAGAAGAAGAGGAAGAGGAGGAGGAGGAGGAAGAAGAAGGCAGACGUCGCGGUAGACAGGUUGUCGAGGAAGAAGAGAAACCGCUGGUGGAUCCUUUGCUCGAGAUCAAAGAACAGGAUCAACCCGAUGCUCCGUAUCGUUUGAACCUGAUUCUGCUGACGUCCAACAUGAAGGUCUUGGAGGAGAACGAUCACGAAGAGAAACAGGUGCAUGAGCAGAUAGCAAUGGAGAAGCUGAAAUACGAUCACCCGCCACCUUACGUGAUGCCCUCGAAUAAAACGUUGAUCAAACUUCUCGAAGCGAAACGAGCGAAGAGAUCGGUUCCAUCUUUGGUCUCGAGGUUCUCCAUCGAUUCCCGAUUAGACGUGAAGAAGAAAGGAGGAAUGGCUUCGAUAUUUAUGUCGAAAUCGGCUCUGGUGAUGACCUUUCCCGACUCGGGGGACGAUUCAAAACCCUCGAAGAUGAUUAAACUGUCUCCGCAGAGAUACUUGUAUUCUAGAAUUCUGCCGAUUUGUUUGAUGCCUCUCAGAGCCAUCAAUGAUAUGUAUAUUCAUCACGAAGGACAGGGGCAAGCGACGGAAGAAGAGCACAAAGAUAAGAGCGACUUCGUUCUUGAAGAUAUACCGGAAGUACCUGUAGGAAUCCGGAUACGACCGCAGUUAUUGCCUCUUGGACCGACUAUUAAGACACCGUUGCAGGAGAAGAAACCGCCUACUUGUGUGGAAAAGAAGAAACGGAAAUGUUUACUGGCUAAAGUCGACGAAGGAGAUGUCCUGAUGGAGAAGAUCCUUUGUAACACCGAGGAUCUGUUGUUGGAAUUAUUCUUUCCGGGAUUCAAAGCGAAAGUUCAGACACCUGAGGAAAGAGCCGCUGAUGAAAGAUCAAAGACUUCGAGCAAAGCACUGCUGGACGCUCCGAGAUCAACGAUACGAAAGAGUGCGGUAACUGUUCAGAAGAAAGGAAAGCGGCAACGCGAUGCAGCUCGUUUGCAACUGACCGCAGACGGGGUUCGAGUACUUCAAGGCAACAUGUGUUUGGAGAACCGAGCCGAAUGCGAAACGUGUCACUUCAAAUCCUGUUUCUUUUCCGCGUUACUUUGCGUCCUGGCGAAGAUCAAAUUAGACCCGGAUAAUUUUCGUCCAACUACGCUGGACCAGCUGGUUUUCCUCGGCGACAAAAUUUAUCAGCGAACAGGAAAGCUUCGAUACAAGCCGUACCGAUGGUAUGAUCACAUCGAGAUCCUUGAUACGAUGUACAAUGUGAUCACGAAGCAGGCUGUUUACGCGGACCCGGAGAACUGUCAGGAGGACGAGCUGCAGUUCAUAAUAGAAUGCUUCUUAGAGAAAAACAAGACGGGCAUUCUUGUCUUCCCGAAUUGUUCGUACGCCUUCUGGACAGCGAACGAUCGAUUUUACCUGUUCGACGCUUACGCGUGCGACGAGAAUGGUAACGCCAGCGACGAGGGAUUCUGCUGUCUGAUGGAGUUCUGCGACCUGGACGAAAUGAUGAAGAGAAUCGAGCGCACCCUCGACGAGAAAAAGAAACAACCGUACCGAAUUUACGCAGUCUGCAUAGCCCACAUGGAGUCCAAAAAACGCAAGAAGAAACGGAAGAAGAAGGUGUUCCGUUGCUCGGAGAAGAAAAUAGAGCCAGAGGUACGUCCAGAAGAGCCACCCGAAGAGGAGCUCUCCACCGAGUCGGAGGUCUCCCUGAUCGAACAGUCGGACUGGGUGAAGGGUGACUCGAAAACGAGCCUCGUGUACGACAUGACCAUCCCAGGCUUCGCUCCCAUCAAAUACUACAACGCUUCCAUGCUGGACGUGAUCGUUCUGGAGAACGAAAUCACUACUCCGAGGUUGGCGCCCUUCAAGAAGUCUUCGCUGAGGCUGACGAAAGGCAUGGACGUGUUCGAGGCUACUAAACUGUUGGUCAGAAGGAGAAUCUACGACAGGAAUUUCAAGCCUCACUCGGCGGUCACGACCCCGUUGGAUCUUUGCGUUAUAGCCUGGUCCUUGAUCCACGAUCCCAUCACAUGGUCCGUGAGGACUGUUAGAGGGUUGUUCGAUGCUAGCGUGGAUUACACAUUCGACAGCCUCUUAGCCACCGAAGACUCGACCGUGGCGGACAUGACCGAUGGUCUUCUGCCAGAAUUCGAGAUAGCCAACUACGUAUUCAGGGUGGUGUUCGUGCCUCUGCAUUAUGGGACCCUGUAUUCCGUAGAAGGUUGGAACCUUUCCAUGUCCUUGCAGAAGAUUUUCGAAACCCCUGCGUACUCUGGAGCGAUCAUAGUCUGCGGGGAUGCUCAUGUGGGAGUGAUGAGGAGGAACGGGAACUGUUUCGCUUGGUGGACGGUCAGGAGGACGAAGAACUUGAGGUUCGUUACUACCGUGGAUAUGAAGGAGUUCUUGAAGCUGAUCGUUCAGGAGAUCAAUCAGCCCGACGAGGCGAUGUUCGUGAUGAGAGUGAUCACGGUGUCUUAUGCUCAGAAAGUAGAUCCUGAUUGCAGCGAUACUAAAGGUCUUCACGAACCGGUGGUGCCCAGUUCCUCUUUGCCGGAAAUUCAUCGAAUGCCCACCGAACCUUAUAAUCUUGAAGCGAUCUUCAGACCCACGAUUCCGGACUCUAAACCUAUUUUCGUGCUCGGAACGGUUGCUUUUAACAACAGGGAUGCUGUGAUCGAACCGCGAGUCAAAAGAUGUUACUUCGUUGCUAUUUUAGCGGUGAUGGUGAACAGGGAUAUUAUCCAAAGCCCCAUACCGGGGAUGGUGGAUAAAAUUCUUGAGGUGGCUGAGGCGGUGUACAGGGAAUUCUCGGAGCCGAAGUUUCAUACUAAGCAUAUUUUACGUAAUGUUACGCUGAUGAACAGGAUAUUCGAUUUCCGUGAUUGCGCGUCACCUUUGGUAACACUCACGCUAAAUCCUCGGACCAUGAGGACGGAUUAUUACGUUCAAUUAAGAAGACAUCUGCGAAAAUACUUCAAAUCGCACACAAGCGGCAUUUUACAAUUCACGAACUGCUGCUACGGUUUCUGGUACUCGAGAGCUACGAAUGCAUACUACUACUUAGAUCCUUAUCAGUGCAAUGAGAAAGGAAGAAGAGUAUCGAGCAAUGGCAAAGCAUGUCUUUGCAUAUUUCCAAGCAUCUGCCAAAUGGUGAAGAACAUGUGUCUGAAUCAGUUCGAAGAGACGACAGGUUUCUUCAUUCACCGAAUUCAUGUGGACUCGAUCAACGUUCCAGCCUCUAAGACCUUCAAGGAGGAUCCGAUGUGGUUGUACGUAGAUUACCACUGGAACUUCAGGCACGCUCCCAGCAUCGUGAAAUCUAAUACGAGGAAGAAGAAGGACGUCGAAGAGGACGAGGAUCAAACGAUGAAACAAUUCUGGAAUAAUUACGCGGUUGAAGUAUCCAAUCUAAUUUAUUCAGCUUGGGGUACGAUCGGUUCGUAUGAUUCAAGAUUCGGCGAUCGUGCUGGGAAAAAUCAGGCCGCCAUUUGCGUGGCUGUGCUGGCCAUGCAAUAUCUGAGUCAUCCAUCGAGAUGGGGUCCCGCCAUAUUGGACUCUGCAGUGAUCUGCGGAGACUCCUAUUACACGGAAAGCUUGAGGAACUCUUUGAAAAAGUACACCAAGUAUUUCAACGUGUUCAACUUGCAGCCCAGCUUCAAGAUCUUCCCACACUCGUGGUCCAUCGAUUUCAAGGAAGGCAUCUGCGGCAUCCUUUAUGGCGCCAAAAACCGAAUGAGUCUAGCCAACUCGUUAGUGUUAGCCUUCGAAGAAUCACCGAACGUUCUGAUCGAGUGUAACAGGAUCACGUUAGCCGUCUUGGCAGCCAAAGAUGGAUACUACGUAGCGGAUCCCUGCUGGGUUGGACCUCCCUUAUUCGAGAGGGAUCGCGGCGCAAUUUACGUGCUACGCUGCAGGAACAUGAACUCACUUGUCUACGCGAUUAUAAAGAUGCUCAACACGAACCAGAGGCUCGAUUUUCGUUUGACACCUGUCUUGUUCACGUUCGAACAGGAGGACUUCAACUUCAUGGACAGUAAAGUCCGUGAAACGAAGAAGAAAGUCCUGCUGGAGCCUGUGAGAACCACUCCAGGAAAGGUGGAUGAACCUGUUGCACCGAUACCGGGUGCUCAUUCGACUCCCGAAGGAGACUCUUACCUUUUGUACAAUAACAAUUUCACUACUGGUUUGUUGAGGGGUCACGAGCUGGAAAAUCCCGAAUGGCCUUCGGUCGAACCAGUCCUGGAGGAGGAAAACAAGACCAGCAUGCACGUCAGCACCACUUGGCACAUUAAUCUGGGACAAGCCGUACCUCUGGAGAAACCCACACCCGUGUUCGAUCCGGAUGCCUUAAAACAUGUACCGGAAGAGUGCGAGGCCCGCGUAGUCGACUCCUUCGAACCGCAGGUUCCGGUCGUGAGAUCUGUCACCGAGUUCCUGACUGCCUGCAACGAUUAUCCUAGAGUCGUGGACUUCGCUGCUGAUCGUGUUCUGAAGAACGAAAGGCCCCUUCAUUGCACCGCUGCCCGAAGCUUCCUCACGGAAACUGCUCGAGAAGAAUUCCGAGCGUGGACGAAGGAUAUGGCCAAGAAUGUCUAUAAAACGUAUAAGCAUCGACUUCCUAGAACUAGCGAACAGAAGGAUGGUGCUGGAGAACGUGCGAGUGCUAUUCAUACGAUUACCGAAGAAGAGACGGAGGAGAAGGAUCAUCCCGGUACCCCAAGAGAAGCUGCGUCGGUGGUGACGGCAGGAGAGGAUACGGCGACGGAGAGAGAAGAUACGGCGACGGAGGGAGAAGAUGACACGGAAUGGGAAGAUGAAGCGGAAACUACUGCCGGCGAGGAUUAAAAUGUUGAUUCGAAAGGAGAUCAAGGGAUACAAGGAGAUCCGUGGUUACUGUAAUCUCUUGUUGUAUUGUCAAGGUGGAAUUAAUUCUGGAAACUGAAAAUGUAGUUCUGUCCUAUAACCCUCGAGAAUUUGUGAGAUGUUUGAUAAGUUUGAUGUGCAAAGAAAAUUGAAAAAUAUGGAAAGUAAACUUGAUAUUUUGUCUCAGUUGAUAUUUUGUUGACUCUGUAUGAUAUUUUAUUGGUAUUUGAAAUUCCUUGAGUUGUAAAAUAUACAUUUCCUACAAAAUAAAGCGUGUAAUCUAUAUUAUUUAUUAUUUCAUUUUUGUGAAUAUUUAUCAAUUUUUUUAUUUGUCCACAUCACCGCGUUUGAACGGAAGAACAAGUUUUUUCUUUAUUUAAAAAUGAUGAUAUUCUUUAUCGGAACAAAUUGCUAUUUAGGAAAUGAUCCAGUGAACGCGAUUAUUCCGUCAUCCUGUUGAAUACACGUUUUAGAAGAUGAGAUAAUCGAUAAAAUAAAAAGUUGUUUACCUUGAUGAAAGCAUCUGAUGUCUUGGGAAAAUUUAUUCAACGUCAACGGAUAAUCACAAACACGUAAAGAAUUUCUUUGUACGACAUACACUUUCAAGGGAUCAAUUACACGAGCUUGUUAAUCGAGUCAUAAUUUAUUUGAUGGGUAAAAACAGGCAUACACUAAUAAUUAACGCCUUAAUCACCAAUGUCACAUAUUCGUGAUUGAUGUCUAUAACUUUUUAUUUUAUUGUCCUUUAUAUAACUUAUAUAUUACAACUUGCCCAGUCAUACUUUUGCAAUGUCAAUUAUUUUAAAAUUAUGUAAAAAUAUUCUUUUAAAUAUACAAAAUUUGAAAAUAAUUACUAUAUUGUUAAAUUUCAAAAUUUCGUUUAUUUAACAUGAAAGUGAUUUACAUGUUUAUUAUACUUUUAAUUAGCACACAACUUAAUUAUUUUUGUCACGUAUAAACAUAUACAAUUUGAUUACCAAUCCACAGAGGAACAGGAGGUGAAUCAUAUACAUUGUAAACGAUAUUUAAUAGCAUAUUAAUUUAUUACGACAAACAGUAUUUAUAAGUAAAUACAAUUAAUAUUAAAAAUUGUACAUUGUAAAAACAAUUCUCUUCGUUUAAUAAAAGCAUUUUAUGAAAGAAAACGGUUCAAAAGUUGUUAAUUUAUCUUAAUAUACUUGAUCACAUAUACCAUUCCUGUGAACAAUUUCAGGAAAUAAAAACAAAUAAUUAUUACAAAAAACGUAAAACUUACAAUAAAAAGUAGAUAAGUUGAAUCUUGUAUUGGCUGCAAAUAAGAGUAAAAGAGGUAUAUCCAGGUCAGUUCACGAAAUUUGACACAAUUAUUAUAUUGAAAGACAUGCAAUUAUAAAUAUCAAUAAUUAAUAUCAAGCAUAAUAAGAUUAUUACACAAAUGAUGUACAAGUUCAUAAAAUUGUCUUGAAAUUAUUGUAACACCCAAAUUUGUAACAACUCGAAUUUUCUGUGCAAAUUGAAGUUUAUAGGAAUUUUUAAGUAGUUUACAAAAAAGUUGUUGGGAAAUUGAGAAUAGAGUGGUUGUUAAAAAUUGCAUCAACUUUCGUGAAUUCCGAUCUUUACUGAUCUCGAGAAGAAAUU
This is a messenger RNA of Megachile rotundata (alfalfa leafcutting bee), 9454 nucleotides long. RefSeq lists its product as uncharacterized. The record is from RefSeq and is a predicted model, not a curated record. NCBI's taxonomy places the organism in Eukaryota, Metazoa, Arthropoda, Insecta, Hymenoptera, Megachilidae.